Molecule: messenger RNA, 255 nt
Organism: Gavia stellata (red-throated loon)
Lineage: Eukaryota; Metazoa; Chordata; Aves; Gaviiformes; Gaviidae
Gene: GCHFR
Product: GTP cyclohydrolase I feedback regulator
Exons: 3
Coding region: 1-255 (84 amino acids)
Biological process (GO): negative regulation of biosynthetic process
Cellular component (GO): nucleus; cytoplasm
Molecular function (GO): GTP cyclohydrolase binding
Source: RefSeq, a predicted model, not a curated record
AUGCCGUACCUCCUCAUCAGCACGCAGAUCCGCAUGGAGGUUGGCCCCACCAUGGUGGGAGAUGAGCAUUCGGAUCCCAGCCUGAUGAGCUUCCUGGGGGCCACGAAGAGGAACAUGCUGGGCAACCACUUCUGGGAGUACUACGUGAACGAUGCACCGCGGAUAGUCUUGAACAAGCUGGAGAGCUGCGGUUACCGGGUGGUGAGCAUGACAGGCGUGGGCCAGACAUUGGUGUGGUGCCUCCACAAGGAAUAG